GAAUCAGAAGGAUCGAAGGCUUGGACAGGAAGAAACAAGCACAAUAUUCCUUUCGUUUGCGCCUCAAUGACCUAAUUUGAAUUUAAGCGGCAACGGAUAUUUCGGGGUCGAAGGCUUGGAAGCGUUGGUUCUGGAUUGGAUAUAAUGGCGUCGUUGUGCCGUCUAUGACCGCUUCCUGUUUUGCUUACUGUUACAUCUGUACCAAUUGUCGCAAUCCUGUUCAGCCAUCGGGCAUUCAUACAACUUGCAUACCUACACACUACAUAAGCACGACCUACUUUCGACUCAAUUUCACUGAACUCGAAACUUUCUACUUUUCACCUCAACACAAACACACCGUCGACAUGAAAUUCUCCCAUAUUAUCAUCUCGGCCCUCAGCGUCGGCAGCGCAGUCAACGCAGCUGCCAUUCCCGAAGAAGCAGCAAACUCGCUCUCCGUCCGCUCAAGCUAUGACAUCGCUACAUCGCCCGAAUCCAGCAACACGCUCGAGAAGCGCAAAGGAGGUGGUGGUGGUGGAAGAGGCGGUGGCGGCAGCUCUUCAGGCAGCUCCGGCUCAUCAGGCUCUUCCGGCUCGUCAGGUUCCUCAGGCAGUCGAGGCUCUGGAAGUUCGUCAGGCAGCUCAGGUGUGAGACCAUCAUACGGCAGCGGCGGCAACUACUAUGCUGGUGGUGCUUCCACUCCCUACAGAGCUGGAGGCCGUUCGCCAGGCGGUGUCGCUCCUUACGUUCUUGGAGGUGCCGCCCUUGGUAUCGGCGCCUACGCAUUGUACGGUGCUGGCGCCUACGCAUACCCUUACGCCCACCCUUACUACUUCCACAACCGCACCGAGGCUGCCCAGAACCAGUCAUACACCAACUCUACCAACACAACCCUUCCCGUCCAGUGUGUCUGCGCUCAAAACUCAGAGUGCAGUUGCGAGGACCAGCAAGACGAUUCAUACCUCGCCUCCAUCAUUGGCAAUGGCUCAAACUCCGACAUCAACUCGACUGUUGCUCGCAUCGCCAAUGUCAACGGCACCGACACUCUCAUCAUCAACGGUACUGUUCCUGAAGGUACCGGCUCCACAAGUGCCGCAGCUGCCAUGAGAGUGCCCGAGUCGGCUGGUAUGUGGUUGAUUGCUGCUGGUGUUGGCGCCUUUGUCUACGCCAUGUAAGCAUGGAUACAUGUUCCUCACGAGAUAUGGCAUGGCUGGCGUUUUGUUUCUUUCCCACAUGAUACCACUAUUAGGAUAGCAUGAUUGAUGCUUUUGUACGAAUACGAACACGAAUAGGUACCUCACAAUAACAAUACCUUUGAACUAUCCAGAA
Messenger RNA from Aureobasidium pullulans EXF-150, 1308 nucleotides. RefSeq lists its product as uncharacterized. The record is from RefSeq and is a predicted model, not a curated record. Lineage: Eukaryota; Fungi; Ascomycota; Dothideomycetes; Dothideales; Saccotheciaceae. The coding region runs from base 345 to 1154 and encodes 269 amino acids. The transcript is spliced from 2 exons.